GAAUCAACCAGAGAAGUGGCUGUAAACAGUAUAUUUAACCAACCCACCUGAGCCUCCCUCUACAGCUCCAGCAGCAGCACGCUCACAGACACUGCGCAUGCCCGAGAGAACUUAAUAGGAAUGCUGCUUCACGUCUCAAGACAUCUCACAUUCAGUAACCAUCAUGGGCAGUUAAGAAAAUUAGGCUAGGUAUCUGCUGUGUGGAGGACAGACGGUUAGUAAUACCCCGGAGCGUCCCUCCUCUCUUCCCACUCAGGCCGUCCAGCAAGUUUCCAGCACCAUGGCUGAAGAAGACUAUGGCAGCUUUGUGGACUGGAACCAGAUGGGGGAUCUGGCCAAGAGCAGCGGGCCCACCAAGGUAGACUGUAAAGACCUGAAAGAGUUCAAACAGAUGGCUCGGCAGGGUUACUGGGCCAAAAACCACAAACUACGGGCACAAGUCUACCAGCAGCUCAUCAAAGCCAUUCCCUGUCGUACAGUUACCCCAGAUGCAGAAGUAUAUCGUGACAUUAUGGGAAAUGCAGCCACUAAGAAGCCCUCCUCCCACAUCCCACUUCCAGACUUUGUUGAUGGUAGUCCUGUGCCACGGUACUGCCUGAAGGCAGAGGCAGUAGCCUCGGCCCAUCAAAUUAUCAACUGCCUGGCUGGACAGUUUCCAGAUAUCUCCCACUGCCCAUCACUACCGGCUGUUACUUCAUUGCUGCUGCACUUCAGUAUAGACGAAGCUCAGUGUUUUGAGCUUGUCAGCCGCAUGCUGGCCUGCAACGAGCCGGGCAAACGACUGCUGGACCAGACUUUCCUAGCCUAUGAGUCUAGCUGCAUGACUUUUGGUGACCUGGCCAACAAGUACUGCGCACCUGCCCACAAACUGAUUGUGGCCACAGCCCAGGAUGUGCUUGAAGUCUACUCAGACUGGCAAAGCUGGGUGUUGGGUGACCUGCCUUUCAGCCACACGGUCAGGAUCCUGGAUGUCUACCUAGUGGAGGGCUACAAGAUUCUCUUCCGUGUGGCUAUAGCCUUGCUCAAGUUCUAUCGCAAGCAUAAAGCAGGGGUCCAGGGAGGCCAGGGCAACCAGCAGCAGCAGGAUUCAGGCAAAGUUAAGGCAGACAUUCAAGCUUUCAUCAAGGGCAUUGCCUCCACUGUCUCACCCGACAAGUUGCUAGAGAAGGCCUUCUCCAUCCGUCUGUUUAGCCGUAAGGAGAUCACCCUGCUGCAGCUCACAAAUGAAAAGUCCCUGCAGCAGAAAGGAAUCACUGUCAAACAGAAGCGUUUUAGGCGGAAUGUGCAGCUGGCACUUAACCCUGACACCUUCUCCUCUGAGAUUGUCAGUGCCAAGGAGAUGCGGGACAUCUGGUCGUGGAUCCCUGAGCGCUUCGCCCUGUGUCAUCCUCAACUCCUCUUCACCACCUCCACCCAUGGUUGCAGCCUGAACAGAUUCUACUCACAUUGUGAAGGCUACGAACCCACUCUGCUCCUCAUCCGGACCACAGAUGGCGAUGUAUGUGGCGCCUUCCUGUCCUCAGAUUGGGAGGAGCGGAAGAGAGGAGGCAACAAAUUGAGCUUCUUUGGCACAGGAGAGUGCUUUGUCUUUAGGCUGAAGCCAGAGAUGGAGCGCUAUGAGUGGGUAGUGAUCCGCCACCCUGAGUUAGCCUCCUCCAUCAAGACUCAGGGCCAGGAUGACACAGCCUCCUCUGAGGGGCUAAACUCAGACAACAAUAGCUUACAGCAGCCAGAGAAACCUGCUGGAGACCUGUCGCCCUUCCUCUCCGCCCGCCACUUCAACCUUAACUCCAAGAAUACUUCCAUGUUCAUGGCUGGCAACUUUGACUCCAUCAUAGUGGGGGGAGGUGAAGGCAACGCUCUCUACAUUGACUCGGAGCUUAACCAUGGGCGCACUGGCAGGUGCACCACCUUUGACAACCCACCCCUGUGUGCUGAGAGCUUCCAGGUUUCACUGCUAGAAGUGUGGGGCUUCCAGGAUGCCAUGGCCUCAUAAUGCUGUAAACAUACAUCCAUGUAGAUCCAUACAGACAUGGACACAUAAGUGCAUAUUCAUACACACACAUUUUAACACUUAAACAUAUUAAGAAAUUAAGUGUCCAGCAAAGUGUUUGAGGUGGAAAACACAGAUAUGCAAACAGAACUACAUCCGUCCUGCAUAUUCAACUAUUUUUUAUUUAUUAAUGCAUUUAAUCCAUAUUUCAACAUGUGAACAAAAAUGUGAUAUUUUUGUUUUUCUGUUUAUUUUUGUAUUUCCAGAUUUGUAUUAUGUUAGUGUUUGGUAAUAUGGAGGAAGUGUUCAGGAUCAACUCUCGAUUAAGCCAAUUUAAUGUUCAUUUAGAGGGUUUUUGUAUGUCGGCUGUGAUGUGUUCAUGUUCAUGCUGAGCUGAAACAUUUGAAUUUCUGAAUGUAAAUUCAGUCUUUUAUUUUCUGUGGUUUAGCUCAGUCUGCCAAAUUUACUGUAUAGGUAGCUCUGCAGUCCUUAAAAAAUGUUAUUUACCAGGCCAUGUUGAUAAACUGAGGUUUACGAUAAAAUGUGUGAAGUCAAGGGUUGGUUUGGUGAGACGUGUUUUUAAAUGUUGGAAUACUAAAAUUAAGACGAAGUGAAUAUGUACCAGAUCAGCUAGAUUUUUGGUCCUGUCGCAUUUUCCCACACUUUUUGAUUUGCUGUACAUAUGUGGGAGAUCUAAAUGAAUUAACGUGGUAAGUGUUUGUGAAUAUCAGUGGUGAAUUUGGGUGUUGCCAUUUUGCACCAUAUGUCUACGCUUUCUUUUGAAUGGGUGGCAGUUUCUCCUUUGUAUUGUAUAUGAAUAUUCAUGUGAAUAACAGUACACACUUUUUUUAAAGAAAAAACUCAAGCGGUGUUUUUGGUUUACAAGUAAUUGAGAUAAGUUUGUUCAUCUUUCUCUUCUUCUUACCAUUUUCCUCUUACUUCCGUCCUUUCCAGUGUGAAGAUAGUAACAAAAAAAGUCCAAAAUUGUGCCCUGUUGGCAAAGUGUUGGGGUUAUACACCCUAUUUAUAUCUGUGUGUUCAAACAUGUGCUCCAGUAAAAUAUCAAGUAACUACAAAUGUAUUCUACAUGUGAAAAUACAGCAAUAUGCUUUCAGUA
Messenger RNA from Siniperca chuatsi (mandarin fish), 3110 nucleotides. RefSeq names its product TBC1 domain family, member 24 (gene tbc1d24). The transcript is spliced from 8 exons. NCBI's taxonomy places the organism in Eukaryota, Metazoa, Chordata, Actinopteri, Centrarchiformes, Sinipercidae. The record is from RefSeq and is a predicted model, not a curated record. Bases 281 to 1996 code for a protein of 571 amino acids.